AUGUCGUCCGUCGAUAAGCAACAUGUGCUCCUCACCGGGGCGAAUGGGUUCGUCGCCUCCCAUAUCCUCUCUAUUCUCAUAUGCCGCGGCUUCUCUGUGACUGGGACGGUGCGUUCGCAAGCCAAAGCAGACGAGGUGCUCAAGACACACCCAGAAUGGGAGGGCAAAGUGCGGUUUGUGAUAGUAUCGGAUUUUACAUCCCAAGCGCCGUUCAACGCUCUGUUCGCUGAGACGGCUGCCAACCCCUUCACCUAUGUGAUCCACACGGCCUCGCCUCUGAAAUUCAAUGUAGACGAUAUCCAGAAGGAGAUGAUCGAGCCGGCUGUCAAGGGAACAACACAGAUACUAGAGAGCGCCCAUCGACAUGGCGGCUCAUCCUUGAAGCGCUUCGUCCUCUUGGGCAGUGCCGUCUCGGUCCUCAACUCCUUUGAAGGCAUCAGCCGCGAGGGCCGUCCAUAUACCGAGAAGGACUGGAAUCCUGUAACCGCAGAGCAAGCCAUCCAACGCAACGACCCGGUCCUGGGCUACAACGUGUCAAAGACACAGGCCGAGCGGAGGGCAUGGGAGUUUAUGGAAGCGAACAACCCGCGCUUCGACCUGGCCGUCAUCAACCCGGAUAUCAUCACGGGCCCAAUGAUCCAUCCUGUCUCGGGCAAGGGCAAGGGCGCGAUCAACGAAACGAACCAUUUCGCCAUUGCAAGCUUCAUUGACGGGACGAAUAGCAAGGUCGAGGAUGUGCGGUUUCCGUUUUAUCAUUUUGUUGACGUGCGGGACGUAGCACAUAGCCACGUCGAUGCGCUGACAUCCCCCGCAGCCAGCGGGCAGCGCAUCCUGCUCAUUUCGGGGUUGGUUACUCCGCAGCUGGUGGUUGAUAUUAUCAGGGAGCACUUUCCAAGCCUGAGGGAGAGAGUUCCUGCUGGUACGCCUGGGCGAGAGCUGCCCGAGGGGGUGCACCCGACUGGCUGGGAUAUGCGUGUCAGUCUGGAUAUAUUGUCCCAGGGAAAGGGGGCUGAGUGGAAGUAUAUCCCGCUGGAGAAGAGUGUUGUGGAUGCGGUGCAGUCGAUGGUUGAUCUGGAUGUGCUCUAA
This is a messenger RNA of Aspergillus versicolor CBS 583.65, 1086 nucleotides long. RefSeq lists its product as uncharacterized. Lineage: Eukaryota; Fungi; Ascomycota; Eurotiomycetes; Eurotiales; Aspergillaceae. The transcript is spliced from 5 exons. Gene Ontology annotation, molecular function: oxidoreductase activity, acting on the CH-OH group of donors, NAD or NADP as acceptor. Bases 1 to 1086 code for a protein of 361 amino acids. The record is from RefSeq and is a predicted model, not a curated record.